CCUCAAAGUUCCCAUAUAAGCAGUUGUUUCUGGAUCAAUUAUUUAAGUAUUAGGUCCAUCACCACUGGAACUAGAAUGAGUCGCUGUGCUGUCUACCUGGUUAUCCUUGCCAUGAUCCUGGGAUGUCAUUGCUACUUGGACGAAUACGAUGAAUAUAUGAACUACAAAAAGCAGAGAGAUAUUUGCAAGCUGCCCUUAAAGAGUGGAAAGUGUCGCGCUAAAGUAUAUGUCUGGUAUUACGACUUCAAAAAAAGGGCUUGCAAGAGAUUUCUGUAUUCCCUCUGUGGCGGCAACUCGAAUCGGUUCGUCACCAAAGCAGAAUGCGAGGAAGUUUGCUCACGGAAAUGGUGACCUGCUUCGCAUUUCCAGCCGCAAACCAUGGAAUAGAUUUGUUAAAAAAUUAAUGGCUUUAUAAAAAAUGUUGUCUUUAUAAAUAUUUAAUCUUUUAUUAACCGGUAAUCAUACAGAGCAAGGAUA
Messenger RNA from Drosophila ananassae, 477 nucleotides. RefSeq names its product kappaPI-actitoxin-Avd3c. Lineage: Eukaryota; Metazoa; Arthropoda; Insecta; Diptera; Drosophilidae. The coding region runs from base 76 to 351 and encodes 91 amino acids. The transcript is spliced from 3 exons. The record is from RefSeq and is a predicted model, not a curated record. Gene Ontology annotation, molecular function: serine-type endopeptidase inhibitor activity.